Messenger RNA from Linderina pennispora, 1086 nucleotides. RefSeq lists its product as uncharacterized. NCBI's taxonomy places the organism in Eukaryota, Fungi, Kickxellomycota, Kickxellomycetes, Kickxellales, Kickxellaceae. The transcript has 3 exons. The record is from RefSeq and is a predicted model, not a curated record. Bases 1 to 1086 code for a protein of 361 amino acids.
AUGGGCAUUAGAUCAGAUGCGCAGCGCCGCGCAGUCGCUGCAAACCGACAGCGGCCCAACCCAGGCACCGCUAGCAGCGCCAAUUUCUGCGCUCCGGCAAAUGGUCCAAAGCAGCCCCUGCCGCGGGACCUGCGUCUGCGGAUCAAGCCCAAGCUCCACCCGACCACAGGGCGGCCGCAGCUGACAGUCGACGAGCUGGAGGGCCAUUCGCGCGUGGCGACCAAAUCCACAUACCUGCCGAUAUCCGCCCGGCAUUUGCAUCAGGCGCUGAAUGACCCCUUGUGCUAUAGAAUGGCGUCGGGGAUCGGAGCCGUGCGUCCCGAUAUCGUAGAACAUGCAGGCAAGGUGUUGCAGCUGCGGAUCCUGUCGGCUAUGCACCGCAUGCAUCUGCAGUUCUCGCAGCACGCCAAUCCGCCUGCGCCGCUGGUUAUUCCAGAGAAAGGCACGACAUUUGGGCAGCCGAGGUCGCGACUGGAUGUGAUUAGAAUGGAGGUCGAUGGGCGGGUUCAGCGCCAGGACGCCCGGUGGCAAUGCAUGUAUCCGCUGGUGGAACUGCCGCAGUCCCAUAGCAUUGACUGCGUUUUGCCGGCAGCAGGGCUACAAUGCAUAGUGCGGUUGCCGCCGCCGUUGCCAUAUACACGGCUGGCCAUCAGCGACCAGCCGUUGUCGGUGUCGUCGGAGGCCAUGGCGAAGAAGGUCUGGAAGACCCUGCGCAAAAUGCAUGGAAACUACGAACCGAUCGAGUAUGAUGUUUUGGCGCAAAUUGACUGGCUUGCGGUGCAGAUUGCCGGGCGGCCAGAGCCGCACAAUGAGCCGACGCUCAGCAUGCAGGCGCUGGAGCAGCUGUAUCACUGGCUGCCGGUGCUCACCCCGGGGCUGCAUGUUGAUGGACCAGUAAACCACAAGGGCAAGCGGGGGAAGAAGCUGCGGGCCAUAGAUAAACAGCCGGAGAAUGCGUGGCCCAGGCCAUUCAGAUCAGAGACACAGCUCACGUAUCAGUUUUCGCUGGCCGAGCCAGGGCUCAAGUACGCCCAUGUUGAUGGCGCCAGAACCAAGGCGGUGCCGGUGAAAGGCUCGGCAGGGUGA